GUAACUCGUUUGAUAUCGUCAGUUCAAUUUCUUGUUGCGGUUAAUAGAGUUGAUUACCUUGUAAAUCAGUAUCUGAUUUAUUUCUCAAGUCUAAACUUAUCUAAAAAAUUAUUUAUUUAAUUGCAUAUAACUUUUUGAUAUAUCUAAAACAACAAAAUGGCACCAGUUGGUGAUUCAAAAAAUCAAUAUAAUUUAAUUGUAAUUGGCGGUGGAUCUGGAGGUUUAGCGGCUGCCAAAGAAGCUGUUGAACUCGGUGCUAAGGUAGCCGUUCUUGAUUUUGUUACUCCAUCGCCGAGAGGAACAAAAUGGGGACUUGGAGGUACCUGUGUAAAUGUUGGAUGUAUUCCCAAAAAAUUAAUGCAUCAAGCUGCUCUUCUUGGGGAAGCUAUUCAUGAAGCAGUUGCUUUUGGAUGGCAAUUACCUGAACCAAAAAGCAUUAUCAAUGAUUGGGAAACUUUAAGAACUGCAGUACAAAAUCAUAUUAAAUCAGUAAACUGGGUGACUAGAGUGGAACUCAGAAACAAGAAAGUCGAAUACCUUAAUGCCUUAGGGUAUUUUAAAGAUACUAAUACCGUAGUGGGAGUGAUGAAAAAUGGCGAAGAGAAAGUUUUAACUGCUGACAAUAUUUUAAUUGCUGUCGGCGGUCGUCCAAGAUAUCCAGAUAUUCCUGGUGCCGUUGAGUACGGUAUUACCAGUGAUGAUAUUUUCAGUCUUGAACAUGCUCCAGGAAAAACUUUAGUGAUUGGAGCUGGAUACAUUGGUCUAGAAUGUGCAGGCUUUUUGAACGGUCUUGGGUAUGACGCAACAAUUAUGGUAAGAUCAGUAGUUUUACGAGGAUUUGAUCAACAAAUGGCAAAUCUAAUUGCGGAAGAAAUGGAGCAACGUGGAGUUCAUUUUAUUUAUCAAGCUAAGCCUAAAAAAAUUGAGAAACAAGAAGAUGGCCGAUUACUUGUUCAUUAUAUUGAUAAAAAUGGAAAAAUGCAUCAAGAUAUCUAUGAUACUGUUUUGUUUGCUAUUGGUAGACAAGCUUUAACUCAACAAUUAAAAUUAGAAAAUGCUGGUGUUACAGUUGUUCCUGAAACAUUAAAGAUAGCUGCAGAAAAUGAACAAACUAACGUUCCUAAUAUUUAUGCCGUAGGCGAUGUUCUGCAUAAAAGACCAGAAUUGACUCCAGUAGCAAUUCAUGCUGGUAAACUCUUAGCCAAGAGGCUUUUUGGAAAUUCAACAGAAAAAAUGGAUUACACUAAUGUAGCUACAACUGUAUUUAGCCCAUUAGAGUAUGGGUGUGUUGGUUUGAGUGAAGAACAAGCAAUUGCAAUGUACGGAGAAGACAACAUUGAAAUUUAUCAUGCAUUCUAUAAACCUACAGAAUUCUUUAUUCCUCAAAAAAAUAUGUCUCAUUGUUAUGUAAAAGUGAUCAGUAUGAGAAAUACAGAACAACGAGUGCUUGGAAUGCAUUUUAUUGGCCCUCAUGCUGGUGAAGUAAUUCAGGGAUUUUCUGCCGCUAUGAAAUGUAAACUAACAUUUCCAGCUUUGAAAUCUACUGUUGGAAUUCAUCCUACUACUGCCGAAGAGUUUACUCGAAUAUUUAUUACAAAAAGAUCAGGAGUAGAUCCAACUCCUCAAAGUUGUUGCAGUUAGAAUAUAUGAAAUGAUUGAAAAAAUUGUUCAAGGUUACUUUUUAAUAGAAUAAGUCUCUGAAAAGAUAAUUUAGGCUGUUUAUUAAUUUGUAUCUUCAAUACAGAAGAUAUACUUGUAUUAUUUUUAUAUUCAACUUCAAGAAAUAAUUAAAAAUACGAUGAACAAAAAGUUGGCCUUACAUUUUUGUUAACAACUAUUAUUAUGAAUAUUAAUAAAAAGAAUUGAUAAAAUGGA
Messenger RNA from Chelonus insularis, 1875 nucleotides. RefSeq names its product Thioredoxin reductase 1 (gene Trxr1). Gene Ontology annotation, cellular component: cytosol; mitochondrion. The record is from RefSeq and is a predicted model, not a curated record. Gene Ontology annotation, molecular function: glutathione-disulfide reductase (NADPH) activity; thioredoxin-disulfide reductase (NADPH) activity; flavin adenine dinucleotide binding. The transcript is spliced from 3 exons. Gene Ontology annotation, biological process: cell redox homeostasis; glutathione metabolic process; cellular response to oxidative stress. NCBI's taxonomy places the organism in Eukaryota, Metazoa, Arthropoda, Insecta, Hymenoptera, Braconidae. The coding region runs from base 157 to 1641 and encodes 494 amino acids.